AUGGUGCUCAGCUCCAGGAACACCAGCCCGAGUCCCAUGUCCGAAUUUGAUAUAGAAGGUGAUAGUUCCGAGAGCGAUAAUUUGGCGGAGACGAUGGCUUCUCUUACUGAGUGGGUACAAGAAUUAUCAGACUCUUUACAAGGGGUCAUAGAGUGUCUCGCAUGCAAUGAGGAUGAACAGCCCAGCAGGGUUAUGGAAAUCAAGAUAGACGGUUCUACCUUGUGUUCCAUUGCUUUCAAGUAG
This is a messenger RNA of Laccaria bicolor S238N-H82, 243 nucleotides long. RefSeq lists its product as uncharacterized. The record is from RefSeq and is a predicted model, not a curated record. The coding region runs from base 1 to 243 and encodes 80 amino acids. NCBI's taxonomy places the organism in Eukaryota, Fungi, Basidiomycota, Agaricomycetes, Agaricales, Hydnangiaceae. The transcript has 2 exons.